This is a messenger RNA of Plasmodium knowlesi strain H, 546 nucleotides long. RefSeq names its product conserved Plasmodium protein, unknown function. The transcript has a single exon. Lineage: Eukaryota; Apicomplexa; Aconoidasida; Haemosporida; Plasmodiidae. The record is from RefSeq and is a predicted model, not a curated record. Bases 1 to 546 code for a protein of 181 amino acids.
AUGAACGGCAUGGAGAAAAAGAAGAAGAACGACAAGAACAAGCGCGAGGAAAACACCCCGACAAUUUUUAAGGUCCCCCGUUACAUCCCCCAGGACGACGAAGAUGGAGGCGAAUUCUACGCCAAGGGCAAGGAUGAUGUACUGACAAAAAAGGAUGGCUUGGUCAGAGGUGACCAUGCCCUGGGGGCAGAAGAAAAAUCCAGUCACCACGUGGACGUGAGUGCCGAGUCGGACGUUGACCUCCACUCCGAACUCGACUUAGAAGAAACAGAGAAGGUAUGGUUCACCAAUUUGUUGCGGAAAAAGGGGGAGGAACACACUGGAAGGGGACAAAAACAGGGAAGAUCUGGGCCAUACUCCGGAGUAGAGUCCCAGUCAGAGGAGGAAGAAGAGGAAGACCGCACGGAGGAUGACGAGGAAGACGAAAUUGUUAUAAAUGCCGAUGCUAUCUUUAAAAAUAUUUAUCCCUUUUUUAAAACGGAAGAAGACCCAAAUUAUUUGAAAUACAAAAAGGAGCUGCAAAAAAUUGUAAAAAAUAAGUCUUGA